AAAACCGCGCCAUGAUGAAUGUUUGGUUGGGUGUAUUUCGUUUCCUGUUUUACAAAAAAGCUUGAGAAAAUUAAGGGUGUUUUCUAAAAAAUUUAUUGUGCUUAUCGCCCAGCUUGUCUGAAGUGUGCCGCUACCGAUCUAUCGCGUUCUCUCUCCACCCAUCACCGCCGCUGCAGUUUGGGGGCCUGGGAAGCUGCAUCAAUGAAUUGGGUGAUUUUCAUCAUAUGGCAACUGGAUUUUAUGAAACAGAAGAUGCAAAGAUUUGGCCGGCAAAGCUUGAAAAGUUGUUUAUAGACAUUAUGGUGAAGGAAAUGCACAAAGGAAAUAUGCGAAGGGGCAUUUUUAAACAUAUAACUUGGUGCAAAAUUUUAGAAGAACUGAAUGAAUGGGGUAAGCAAUCUUUCAAAUUGAAACAAGUUAAAGCUACAUUUAAUAGACUGAGGCAAAAAUACUGUGUUUUUUCUCAACUCAUACAACAAAAUGGGUUUGGUUGGGAUGCUGAGACAAAUACUGUUAUCACAAGUCCUAAAACUUGGGAAAGUUAACUUCAGGUAAGUAAUGUAACUUACAUUACAUAAACCAUUUUGUGGUUUGCAAACCCUUAUGCUGAGAAAUUCCAAGAGAAGGGUUGCGAGCACUUUAAGUUGUUGGGAAUUCUCUUCAACAGAAUAGCUACCAUGGGUGUAUUGGCUAUUUCUUCUAACGAACCUGUACCAGACACAGAUGAGGAGUGUGAGCUUGAUGAGGAGUAUCUCAAUGCAAUCUAUGUUGAUGUGGAUCUUGAUAGUCCAGAUGGCCAUGAGAAGAUAGUGAGUCAGAAGUGCACCACACGUAGUGGGAAGCGUCCUAUGCAUUUAGAGACCAGGGGUAGGAAGUGUUCUAGGAAAGCUGAUAGCUGUAGUCAAUUUACUGAUGCAAUUAGGGCAUUUUCUGAGUAUUCUAAGUUAAGAUCGGAAGCAAGGGUAGCCAUGAUGAAGGAAAAGGAAAAACGUAAGCAGCAGGAGGGUAAAUCUGCGACCCCAUACCAUGAAUUUUCCCUUCCGAACUGUGUGAUUGCGCUUAAGAACCUUGGUGCUAUUGACGACAAUACCUACAGGUUGGCCAUGGAUAAAUUUGUUUCAGCAGACUGGAGAGAGAUAUUCAUGAGUAUGUCUAAUGCUAGGAAGAAGGCUUGGUUGGAUCGUCUUAAGUAAACUGAUGCACAGGACUUCAUUUUGAGCAAGAUCCUGGAUAGAUUUUGUAGUCAAUGAUGUAACAUCUUCUGAAUCUAUCUUCAUACGAUUUUUAGCUUCAUCUUUUUUAUUUACUCCUUGCUAAGUUAUUUAUAUUGAAUCAGUUUUAUAUACUUCUUUGAAAAAGCAUGCUUAUUAUUGUGGGUUACAUUUGAGAA
This is a messenger RNA of Quercus lobata, 1390 nucleotides long. RefSeq lists its product as uncharacterized. The record is from RefSeq and is a predicted model, not a curated record. Bases 678 to 1193 code for a protein of 171 amino acids. NCBI's taxonomy places the organism in Eukaryota, Viridiplantae, Streptophyta, Magnoliopsida, Fagales, Fagaceae. The transcript is spliced from 3 exons.